AUGGUUACACUGGCAGACAUGGUGAAAGUAUUUGUGCCUGAAGAAGCCGAGCUAAACCCGGAACUCUACGGACUCAGGCGAUCACACAGAGAAAGACGACAAGUACAUAGUUUGGUGGAAAGUGACGAUGACGACGAAGACGAAGCUCCUCGGCGUCGGAAACGGACCAGACGACUAGAAGACGCAUACGAUGAUGGCAUGGACGACGAAGAACUUGACGACCUGGACGACAUUGACGACAUUGAUGACGACGAUGAAGACGACGAGUAUAUGGUGUCUUCCAAGAAGAGAAGGACCAAGAUCAAAGUCAGUAGGAAGACGAGUAAGACGAGUCACAGCAAGAAGAAGGCCAAGGCCAACGUCAUACCACAGGAGCUAAGGUUCUCGACCCGGAACAACAACAAGAAGGUUAACUACGUGGUAGACUAUGAAGACGACGAUGACUUGAUGGAAAGCGGAGGCGAAGGUUACGACGGUGUGGACAAUGACGAAGGGAUCGACGGCGACGUUGAAGAAGACGACUACUACUACUACCAACAAGCACAACAACAGACUACUGCAGACGGAGAUAGUGGUGCCAGUGAACGAGGCAUUGAUCAAGUGAUGGACCACAGGUUGAAUGAAGACAACUCGGAGCUCACGCACGACGCGAAGUUGGACUACUUGUUCAAAAUCAAAUGGUCGGAUGCUUCUCAUUUGCACAACACCUGGGAGUCUUGGGACGAUUUGAAGGCCAUAAAGGGGUUCCGGAAGGUGGAGAACUACAUUAAGCAGUUUAUUAUAGCGGACCAGGAGAUCAGAACAGACCCCUUGACCACCAAGGAAGACAUUGAAGCCAUGGACAUUGAGAAGGAACGGAAAAGAGACGAACAAGAAGAGUAUACCCAAGUGGAACGGAUAGUUGAUAGCGAUAGGGUUGAAGUCAAUGGAGGAGAAGAAAGUCAAUUGCAAUAUUUGUGUAAAUGGAAAAGACUUUAUUACGAUGAAUGCACUUGGGAAAAUGCUGAAGAAAUCGCCCAAAUAGCUCCUGACCAGGUGACUAAAUACCAACAACGAUUGAAGCUGAAGAUCUUACCCAAUCUUUCGGCAAACUAUCCACUUUCUCAACGGCCUCGGUUUGAAAAGUUGGUGAAACAACCGGUUUUCGUUAAGAAUGGAGAAUUAAGAGACUUCCAGUUGACGGGAUUGAAUUGGAUGGCUUUCCUUUGGUCCAGAAACGAAAACGGGAUCUUGGCCGAUGAAAUGGGGUUAGGAAAAACCGUUCAAACUGUUUGUUUCCUUUCUUGGUUGAUCUGUGCCCGGAGACAGAAUGGACCUCAUUUGGUAGUUGUACCUUUAUCCACGAUCCCUGCCUGGCAAGAAACAUUUGAAAAAUGGUCUCCAGAUAUCAAUUGCAUCUACUAUUUGGGGAACACCGAGUCUCGGAGAAUGAUACGGAAUUAUGAGUUCUACAACACCAACAAUAAACCCAAAUUUAACGUCCUUUUAACCACCUACGAAUAUAUUUUGAAGGAUAGAAACGAAUUGGGGGCCAUAAAAUGGCAGUUUUUGGCAGUGGACGAAGCCCAUCGGUUGAAGAACGCAGAAUCUUCUCUUUAUGAGUCAUUGAAGCUGUUCAAAGUUGCAAACAGAUUGCUUAUCACCGGGACACCAUUGCAGAACAAUUUGAAGGAAUUGGCAGCGUUGUGCAACUUUUUAAUGCCUGGAAGAUUCAACAUUGAACAAGAAAUUGACUUUGAAACCCCAGAUGCCGAACAGGAGCAAUAUAUUAAAGAUUUGCAAAAGAAAAUCCGGCCAUUUAUCUUGAGACGGUUGAAGAAGGAUGUAGAGAAGUCCCUACCUUCUAAAACAGAGAGGAUUCUUCGGGUGGAAUUGUCUGAUAUCCAAACGGAAUAUUACAGGAAUAUCAUCACCAAGAACUACUCUGCGUUGAAUGCAGGCAACAAGGGGUCCCCCAUUUCGCUUUUGAACGUCAUGAGUGAGUUGAAAAAGGCCAGUAACCAUCCUUAUUUGUUCGACGGGGCAGAAGAUAGGGUAUUGGAGGCUUCCGGGUCUUCUUCAAGAGAAAAUAUCUUGAAAGGAAUGAUCAUGACUUCCGGGAAAAUGGUUUUGUUGGAACAAUUAUUGACCAGAUUGAAACAAGAAGGUCACAGAGUGUUAAUAUUUUCACAAAUGGUUAGGAUGUUGGACAUUUUGGGGGAUUACUUGUCGAUAAAGGGCUAUGCAUUCCAGAGAUUGGAUGGUGGGAUUCCUUCUGCCCAAAGAAGAAUAGCCAUUGAUCAUUUCAAUGCUCCGGACUCCAGAGACUUUGUAUUUUUACUUUCUACAAGAGCAGGUGGGUUGGGGAUCAACUUGAUGACUGCUGAUACGGUGAUUAUUUUUGAUUCCGAUUGGAACCCACAAGCGGAUUUACAAGCCAUGGCUCGUGCCCAUAGAAUUGGUCAAAAGAAACAUGUUUCUGUUUAUCGGUUUGUCAGUAAGGAUACCGUUGAAGAGCAAAUCUUGGAAAGAGCCAGAAAGAAAAUGGUUUUGGAAUAUGCCAUUAUUUCCUUGGGUAUUACUGACCCCAACUCCUCUAAAAAGAAUAAAACAGAGCCUUCUGUCUCUGAAUUGAGUCAAAUCUUGAAGUUUGGAGCAGGAAAUAUGUUCAAGGCCACAGAUAACCAAAAGAAAUUGGAAGAGUUGAACUUGGACGAUGUUUUAAACCAUGCUGAAGACCAUAUCACCACUCCCGAGAUUGGAGAGUCGAACUUGGGGUCUGAAGAGUUUUUGAAACAGUUUGAAGUCACGGAUUAUAAGGCCGACAUUGAAUGGGACGAUAUCAUCCCUCAAGAGGAGUUGGAACGGUUGAAGAGUGAAGAGAAACAAAAGGCAGAGGAAGAAUGGAUGAAGGAACAAAUUGCCUUAUAUUCCAGACGGAAGGCUACCCUCAAGAAGUUGACUGAUGGUUCAGAGACAAACACUGAUAUGGACGAUGAAGUGGAGGAAGACAGCAAGUCUUCUAGGAGAAGAAGAGCUGCGGGUAACACCCACCAAUUAUCCGAGAAGGAAGUAAGAGGUAUUUAUCGUUCGAUCUUGAGAUUGGGGGAUUUGUCUGGUAAAUGGGAACAACUAGUUGAAGACGGAAGUAUCACCAACAAGAAUCCCAUUUUGGUGAAACAUGCAUACAACGAGAUCAUCAAUAUGUCUCGUACGUUAGUUAAAGAGGAAGAGAUUAGAAGAUCUAAAGUAUUGGCAGAGUUGGAAACGAAGGCCAUGGAACUGAAGGAAAGAGGCAUUGUUAACCCCGAUGGACCCAAUCCUAUGGCCUUAUGGCUUGCAAAAAAGAAGGAAAAGAAGGCUGUUUUAUUUGAAUACCAAGGAGUUAAAAAUAUCAAUGCUGAAUUGGUAUUGAAUAGACCAAAAGACAUGAAGUUAUUGGAAAGCAUGAUUCCUACCCAGAAACCAAUUCUGUUUGUUCUUCCUCGACCUGCAAAGCCAGUAAUGCAAUGGCAAUGUGAUUGGACCGAGAAGGAUGAUGCUAUGCUCUUAGUUGGAGUGUACAAGUUUGGCUAUGGAUCUUGGGUUCAAAUUAGAGAUGAUCCUAUUUUAGGAUUGCAGAACAAGUUGUAUUUGGAGAACACCAAUGCCAAAGCAGCCGCAGCGGCAGCCUCUUCCACAGCUACAGUAGCAGCUGGUGGUGGUGGUGAUGUUGCUGCUGUUAACCCUUCAGCAACACCUGAAGGUAACGGAGUUAAGAAGGAAGUUGUUGAAGAAAAAGUGAUCAAGAAGGUUCCCGGAUCCGUUCAUCUUGGAAGAAGAGUCGAUUACUUGUUCAGUUUGUUACGCGGAGAUGAUGAGACUGGGUCUGGCCCCUCAGGAGAAGUUGGGAACGGUACCGGUUCUGGUAUAAAGAAGAAAUCCAUUAGGAAACCAAGAACCGAGACUCCAACCCCCGGCGGAGUUAAGAAGAGUGGAGGGCCACAGCAUCAUAUACGAUCUACAUCACCUGAGCUCGAGAGGAAGAAGGGUAAAGCCAAGACCAAAGCACCAGCAUCGAACAAAGAGAAUGUUGCAAUUGAACUUGACGGCGGACACAAAGCACAUCAUAAUAAUCACAAGCAUGAAGAGAACGAUUUAGAAUACGACAGUAUGGAUGAAAGCCAUUGCAAGUUGACACUCAAGCCCGUUUCCAAAUCGUUAGUCCGGUUACAUAAGGGACCCAAGGGAAUUGACACCGAGGAAUGGAAACAGAUUUUAAAGACAGAACUCUUGGAGAUUGGUGAUUUUAUUGGGGCAGUUGUGCAAAAGACAUCCAACUACGAUAAGAGAAAGAAAAUCGAUAAACACUUGUGGUCGUAUGCCAGUCUUUAUUGGCCAGCUAAAGUUCCAAGUAAGAAGAUUCACAAUAUGUACACAAAGAUUAAAGAACGUGAAAGUGAAGCAGCAGCAGGAGCAGGAGCAGCUGCCAAGAAGGUACCCAAAUCUUUGCCGCCCAAGCCCAAAGUCGAGCCUAAUUAG
Messenger RNA from Lizanozyma spartinae, 4500 nucleotides. RefSeq names its product chromatin-remodeling ATPase. The coding region runs from base 1 to 4500 and encodes 1499 amino acids. The record is from RefSeq and is a predicted model, not a curated record. Gene Ontology annotation, cellular component: chromatin; nucleus. The transcript is spliced from 2 exons. NCBI's taxonomy places the organism in Eukaryota, Fungi, Ascomycota, Pichiomycetes, Serinales, Debaryomycetaceae. Gene Ontology annotation, molecular function: ATP binding; chromatin binding; DNA binding. Gene Ontology annotation, biological process: nucleosome organization; regulation of transcription by RNA polymerase II.